Molecule: messenger RNA, 258 nt
Organism: Rotaria sp. Silwood2
Lineage: Eukaryota; Metazoa; Rotifera; Eurotatoria; Philodinida; Philodinidae
Source: the annotation of a GenBank genome assembly
AUGACACCGUGUUUUGAUUAUCAUACAACUGAUAAUGUUAGUUAUUGUGCACUUGCUAGUCUUUGUUCAAUCUUAGAAUCUUGUAACAAUACGACGGGUACAUGUGAAUCAAAUAGAUCUGUAUGCGUUAGUAAUUCAUGUUGUACACCAAAUCAAGUAUGUUUACCAUUGUUGUGGACAAUGUUACGUUCGUCAUCAUCAAACACCGACAAUAUAACAACACAUGAUCAAGCACUGACAUUUCAACAACAGCAAUGA